CACUUUUCCAGGAAUAGGGUCGAUAAUGCAGGUCUUCUGCUUAUCAACCGUUGCCAGGGAACCGAAUGCGUUGCCAAGCACUGAAGCGUAAUGCCUUGCAAUACACCCAGCAGAGUUCAUAAUAGUUGAAGACACACAUAUUUUUCAGAAUGAUAUUGUCACGCGGAAAAACUGACUCGGCGAAUUCCCGGCACAUACCCAGUGCCACGAGCUCAAAAAAAUCCCCUCCAUCUUUAGAGGACUUCAUCAUAAAAAGGGACUAUACCGGAGCCAAGGCCUUCUUGGAGUUUGCCCGUGAUUCAGAGGAAGAAGACAAACAAGUGGCUAUCGACCAAUGGAUUGCCUUCUGCCACUUCCAUUUGGGCGACUACCACAAAGCCCUGGAGGUGUAUAGGCACAUUAAUGAUGUGGAAUCCCCGACGGAGGAAAUUAAUUUGAAUGUGGCCGUGUGCAUGUUUUAUCUGGGAAUGUACGACGAGGCACAGAAACUGAUAGAGCUAAUUCCGAACACCGCGCUUAAGCUGCGCUUGAUGCUACACUUGGCUCACAAGUUUAACAACGAAGAGCAGGUGAUGCAAAUGCACGAAUCUCUGCGGGACCAGGUGGAGGAUCAGCUGAGUGUGGCAUCGCUGCACUAUCUGAGGGCCCACUACCAGGAGGCAAUCGAUAUCUACAAAAGGUUGCUGCUUGACAACAAGGAAUAUGCCGCCAUCAAUGUAUACCUGGCCCUGUGCUUCUACAAGCUCGACUACUAUGACAUGUCGCAGGAAGUGUUGGAUGUAUACCUGGGCAGGCAUCCCGACAGCACCAUAGCUAUUAACUUGAAAGCGUGUAAUCGUUUUCGGCUCUUCAACGGACGCGUAGCCGAACAGGAGAUCAAGAACAUUGUCGAUAACGGAACGUUUGGGGCGGAUCUAAUACGGCACAAUCUGGUUGUUUUUCGUAAUGGCGAGGGUGCCCUGCAGAUUUUCCCCGCUCUGUUGAAUAUUGUGCCAGAGGCUCGUUUGAACUUGGCAAUAUUCUACCUUAAGAGUGGCGAUGUCCAGGAAGCCCAUGCCCUAAUGAAGGAGGUGCAACCAAGUGUUCCUCACGAGUAUAUCCUCAAGGGGGUGGUGCACGCGGCGCUGGGUCAGCAGUUGGGUUCGAAGGAGCACAUAAAGACUGCCCAGCAAAAUCUCCACUUAGUUGGCAGUUCUGCCACCGAGUGCGACACCAUACCCGGAAGACAAAGCAUGGCGUCGGCUUUCUUCCUCUACGGCCAAUUCGAAGAGGUUUUGGUCUAUAUGAAUUCGAUCAGAAGCUAUUUCGUCAACGAUGACACGUUCAACUACAACUACGCCCAAGCCAAAUGCGCCACUGGCUAUUACAAAGAGGCCGAAGAACUGCUACUCCAAAUAACGGACACUGACAUUAAAAACCAACACACCUAUUGCAUGAUACUGGCCAAAUGCCACAUACACGCCGGGAGGCCAGAACUGGCGUGGAACAUAUUCAUAACAAGGGAUACGAAUUCCGAAGCAUUUCUGCUGCUGCAACUAAUCGCCAAUGAGUGCUACAAAUGCGAAGAGUUCUGGGUGUCGGCCAAGGCCUUUGAUAUGCUGGAAAAGCUUGAUCCGAGUCCAGAGAACUGGGAGGGCAAACGAGGUGCCUGUGCCGGCGUCCUGUAUGUACUGGCAACCAAGGCUGAAAAAGGACGACCCCUCAAUGGCAUCACCGACGUCAUCGGCCUGCUCAGAGACUCGUCCAACGGCCAAGCUGAGGCCAUGAUCAAAACAAUACGCAAGCACAUGUCAGCCUUCAAGUAGGGCAAGUGCAACAAUGUGCCGGGCCGUAGCUGUGUUUCUGACAGAUCUGGCUGAACAAUCACUUGAAUGAAUAUUUGCAAAUAAAACAAAACAAAGCGACUACA
Musca domestica (house fly) is the source of this 1909-nucleotide messenger RNA. It is a transcript of the gene Ttc26, whose product is annotated as intraflagellar transport protein 56. NCBI's taxonomy places the organism in Eukaryota, Metazoa, Arthropoda, Insecta, Diptera, Muscidae. Gene Ontology annotation, biological process: intraciliary transport involved in cilium assembly; intraciliary anterograde transport. The transcript has 6 exons. Gene Ontology annotation, molecular function: protein binding; intraciliary transport particle B binding. Gene Ontology annotation, cellular component: intraciliary transport particle B; ciliary basal body; ciliary base. Bases 150 to 1805 code for a protein of 551 amino acids. The record is from RefSeq and is a predicted model, not a curated record.